AUGUAUGUGGACGUUCUUCAAAGACUGGGCCUGGUGGGGCCAAAGCCAUUGGGUGCGGGGUCAUCUUCACGCCCUGUUCCUCCGGGCGUCAUCCCAUUCAAGUCUGGGGUCAUCUUUACCCAAAGAGCACGUAUCGAAGUGCCUGUUGGCAGAAUUAUUCCCGCCACCUUUGGCACGGACUUGGCUCUAGUGUUGAGCUUGUGCUCUCAUCGAGUCAACAGCGCUUUUUUGUUCACCAUCAAGAGCAGAAAGAAGAAGCUACAGCUGGGUGUGCAGUUCAUUCCAGGGAAGAUCAUAGUUUACGUCGGCCACAAGCACUCCGUAUAUUUUGAUUACAAUGUCCAUGAUGGUCAGUGGCACAAUCUGGCCAUUGACAUCCGAGGCCAGGUGGUUACCCUGUUUACCUCUUGUGGGAAGCAAAAAGUACACGCGGAUUUGCAUCUUAAAAAAGAUGAGGCGUUGGACCCAGAAGGGUCUUUCCUUUUAGGCAAACUCAAUCAACACUCGGUACAGUUUGAAGGCGCCCUUUGCCAGUUUGAUAUUUAUCCUUCCGCCAAGGCAGCUCAUAAUUACUGUAAGUACCUGAAAAAACAAUGCAGGCAAGCGGAUACUUACCGGCCGAUUCUUCCACCUCUUGUCCCACUUCUGCCCAAAGACGUAAGAACUUCUGAAAGGACUCCACCACAAUCAGACCUUUUCUUUCUGGGCCUGAAGAAUCUGACCACUGUGAUCCCCCCAUUAUCGCUCUUCAAGGCCACCACCCCUCAGAGGAACAGGAGAUUGGUUGCAGCAUCCGCCACCAUUGUGCCAGCUAAACCACCAACUCUGCCACCAGCUACCAAAGCUGCAAAGAAUAUUGUGGCCUCAUCUCUCGUCCUGCCAAACACUGAAGUUCAGCUGACUGCCCAAACCCUCCAUCGGACUACCACAGUAGGUCUUCAAGCUUUCACAGUAGCUCAUCGGACUACCACUGUAGCCCUUGGAGCAUUUCGUGCUACUUCCAAUGCAAGCUCGGAGAAGCCUCGUUUGCCCACCACCAAAAAUGUUCCUUCUGCCUUCCCCAGCUCAACUACAAGUUCCACUGCAGUCAUCGACAAGAAGGAGUUGGAAAAGAAGACCAAAAAGAUGAUCAACCAAAGCCACACCAUCAAGCCUUUUCCGAUGGCUAGCACUGCAAAGCCAGCGAUGAAGAAGGCUGAAAACUCAUCCAGGAGCCUCCUUCCGGUGACCAUAAAACCCAAGCUGGAGAACACAACCAAGGAUCCUAUACCAAAGAAGUUAUUAUCUUUGCCAGCACUGAAAAAAACAGAUUCUACCAUCAUUGCUGUUCCAUAUACCAAGCCGACUUUUGGAGCUUAUCCUGCCAUUAGAAUGAAUGUGCAAAGCAUCAACUUAACAACUAUGGCUGCCACAGAUGGGUAUCAGCUGUUUGAUCCCAUUGGGCCUACUCUCUUUCCAUUUGUUAUGGGGCUUCCGGGACCUAAAGGCGACCAAGGUCCUCCGGAAGCAGGCUGGGGGGUUGCGGGCGGCGGGGGGUUUGCCGUGGAGCCGCAAGCGGUGCCCCCCACCCUGCGCGCCAGGCUCUCCUCCUCCCCGCCCGCUGCCGCUGCUGUCGCCGUCUCCGUCGCCGCCUUUCUCGGCCUCUUUUGCACGCCAGCAGCAGCAGCGGCCGGCGGGCGUGGCCCCUUCUCAGGCGUUUUCCUCCUCCCCGCUCGGCCGCCGGCCAUCGCCGCCUUUCUCGGCCUCUCUUGUAUGUCGGCGGCAGCAGCGGCCAGCGGGCGGGUGGGAGUGGCCUCUUCUCCGCCUGCGGCCGCCCAGGUACCAACAUCCUGCUGGCCCACAGAUCGCUUGAGGCAGCCCCAACGCUGCCGGUGCCCGGCCUACCAGAGAGACAGUGCCAGCCCGUUCUAUCACCCUUCGAGCCUGCGGUCUUGCCAGGGGGGCGACAGUGUGGGGCCAGCCUUCAUUCUCCUCAUGGGCAACGUGUGGCCCAACCACCAUGCUGUCGGCUGCCCACAGCCUAUGCGCAUGGCCACCCUGCGACCCCGUGGGCACCGCUGUGCCAUCCGGGCAGUCAGCGGUGGAGCCAGCCUGGACGAUGCCCGCGCCUGCGAGGGGGCCAUUUUUCUCCAGGCAGUCCUGCCCUUAGCUGAUUGUGGGAUUCCAGGCCCUGCAGGUCUGCCUGGGUUACCUGGACCACCUGGCAAGAGAGGCCCACGGGGACCUCCUGGCCCUCAUGGGAAUCCUGGACGCCCUGGUCCACCUGGCCUUAAGGGCCAAAAAGGAGAUCCUGGAUUGUCCCUUGGGAAAGCACGGAAUGGUCCAAAGGGAGAUGUUGGAUUACCUGGACUGACUGGUCUUCCUGGACCACCUGGUAGAAAGGGGCAGAAAGGCUACCCGGGCCCACCAGGUCAUCCUGGAGACCAGGGUGAACGAGGACCCGAUGGGAACCCAGGUGCCAAAGGUUAUCCUGGCAGGCAGGGUUUACCUGGACCUAUAGGGGAGCCUGGUCCAAAAGGCAGUCGGGGGUACAUUGGCCCACCAGGAUUGUUUGGGUUGCCAGGUGCUGACGGAGAACGAGGGAUCCCCGGAGUUCCUGGGAAGAGGGGCAAGAUGGGUAGGCCGGGCUUCCCUGGUGAUUUUGGGGAACGAGGACCACCAGGCAUUGAUGGCAACCCAGGAGACGUGGGAGCUCUGGGCCCUCCUGGAGUUCAUGGACUCAUUGGUGAUAUGGGUGCUGUUGGACCAAUAGGCUUUCCAGGACCAAAAGGAUUAAAGGGGCUGAUGGGAAAUCCUGGAGAGCAUGGACUGAAAGGUGAUAAGGGUGAUCAGGGAGUGCCUGGUGUUCCAGGAGACGUCGGAUUCCAAGGUGAUAAGGGUAGUCAAGGUUUGCCCGGGAUGCCAGGUGCCCGAGGAAAGCCAGGCCCUCUUGGGAAGGUUGGUGACAAAGGUCCGGUUGGAAUUCCAGGACCACCUGGGCCUGAGGGCUUCCCAGGCGACAUUGGCCCACCAGGACAAAAUGGACCUGAAGGCAUUAAGGGGAAGCCUGGAGCACGGGGAUUACCUGGCCCUAGGGGACAAGUUGGCCAAGAGGGUGAUGAAGGGCCUGUAGGACCACCUGGAAUUCCAGGGCUGGAGGGUCCACUUGGCAGGAAGGGCUUUCCGGGAAAACCAGGUCCUGAUGGCUUAAAGGGUGAACCAGGGAAUCCAGGACGGCCAGGAAAAGUUGGUGAUCAGGGUCUGAUGGGCUUCAUUGGUCCAGUAGGGGAACUCGGAAUAGUUGGGGAGAAGGGAGAUCGGGGCACUGUUGGACCGCCAGGACCACCAGGCGUCAAGGGGUCGAUGGGACAUCCUGGGAUACCAGGAGGAGUUGGGCCCCCAGGACCUCCUGGGCCAUCAGGACCUUCUGGAGUUCGUGGUUCUCAAGGCGUGCGAGGCCCAAAAGGUCGUCGGGGUGCCCGAGGCCCGGAUGGUCCAGUAGGCGAGCUGGGGUCCCGAGGUGCCAAGGGCCAAACAGGGCACCCAGGCAAGCCAGGACCAGAUGGGCAGCAGGGAAAGACGGGAGAGACAGGAGAGAUGGGACCUCGUGGCUUCCCCGGUAUCCAAGGACAUUCUGGACCCCAAGGAGCAAAAGGACCUCCAGGAGACUCGGGGCCUCAGGGAGCUCGAGGUCCAGCUGGGCCUCUGGGAGAAAUUGGACAUAAGGGACCUCCUGGCUCUGCGGGGCAACGUGGCCUUCCAGGUGAACCAGGCAUGAAGGGUGAUAUUGGACCACUUGGGGUCCCUGGAGAACAAGGCCUCAUUGGUCAAAGGGGGGAGCCAGGCCUGGAAGGUGACAGUGGCCCACUUGGACCAGAUGGACUUAAGGGAGACAAAGGUGAACCAGGACCAGAAGGGGAAAAAGGAGAGAAAGGUCAAGAAGGCGUAAAAGGAAAAGAAGGCCCGCCUGGAUAUCCCGGAGUCUCAGGUGUCCGAGGACCAGAAGGAAAACCAGGCCGGCAAGGGGAAAAGGGCAAAACCGGCCCUAAGGGCAGCAAAGGCAGUCAGGGGCAACUUGGAGAAACUGGCCCACCUGGGAAAAUGGGACCCGUGGGGACUCAAGGCCCAAAAGGAUCCAGAGGUACCCUGGGAGCUAUGGGUGCCCCAGGCAGGAUGGGUGUCCAAGGGGAGCCUGGCUUAAAGGGCUAUCAGGGGCAUGCAGGCUCACCUGGGCCGAUCGGACCACCUGGAUCAAAAGGUGAAAAGGGAGAACAAGGCGAUGACGGGAAGACAGAGGGGCCUCCCGGUCCACCUGGAGACAGAGGCCCAGCUGGUGACAGAGGUGAUCGUGGGGAGCCGGGAGACCCUGGUUAUCCUGGCCAAGAAGGCCUGGAUGGAGAGAGAGGAAAGCCUGGACAGCAAGGGUUACCUGGACAUCCGGGACCAGCAGGCCGACCGGGGCCAAAAGGAUCCAAAGGCCAGCAGGGUCAGAAAGGAAAGCCAGGGCUGCGGGGCGCCUCAGGCAGCAGAGGCACACCGGGUCUUGUUGGGUUACCAGGUCCCCGAGGAGUGGUUGGAAGGCAAGGCCAAGAGGGUCCCCUUGGAGCUGAUGGGGUGCCUGGGAGAGAUGGUAGCGCUGGGCUAAAGGGAGAACAAGGCGAUGACGGGGAAGAAGGCACGCCAGGAAUGUCUGGGAAGAGAGGGACACCGGGUGUGCUUGGUCUCCCGGGAGCUCAGGGCCCCCCAGGAUUCAAGGGUGAAAGCGGAUUGCCUGGGCAGGCAGGCCUGUUGGGGAAGCGAGGGCCACCGGGUGGAACGGGCCUCCCCGGAAGCCCUGGGGAGCCCGGUCCAAAGGGGCAGCCGGGAGACUUUGGUGAAUCAGGAUUUCCAGGGAUUGCCGGACUGUUUGGGCCAAAGGGACCCCCUGGAGAUCUCGGGUUCAAGGGAAUUCAAGGCCCGAAAGGUCCUCAAGGACUCAUGGGGAAAGAAGGCGUUAUUGGACCGCUUGGAAUUCUGGGUCCAACAGGAAGCCCUGGCCCCAAAGGAGACAAAGGCAGCCGUGGAUGCCUUGGAUUGCAAGGUCCAAAGGGUCCCCCCGGUCCUCGAGGACCCCCUGGGCCUCCGGGUCUGCCUGGAAUCCCAGCUACAUUUCAACAAGAUAGCUUUGGUGCAGCUUUCCAAGCAACGAUGAACACCGGCACUGCGUUCAAGAUGGAGGGCUAUCAAUAUCCAGAUCUUCCAGUGCUGGACCAAGGAGGGGAGAUCUUUAAGACUCUGCACUACCUCAGCACCCUCAUCCAGAGCAUCAAGAGACCCCUUGGAACAAAGGACAACCCUGCCCGCAUCUGUCGAGACCUCAUGAACUGUGAACAGAAGAUGCAAGACGGCCCGUACUGGAUUGACCCAAAUCUUGGCUGUUCCUCAGAUAGCAUUCAAGUCACCUGUAACUUCACCCAAGGGGGACAGACCUGUGUCAGCCCCAUCACUGCCUCAAAGCUGGAUUUUGACAUUGGAAGAGUGCAAAUGAAUUUCCUUCACCUCCUGAGUUCUGAGGUUGUUCAGAACAUCACCGUCCACUGCCUCAACACUCCCGUCUGGCAGGAAGAACCCUCGGAGAAAGGGGUGCAGUUCAAGGCCUGGAACGGGCAGAUGUUUGAAGCGGGAGGGCAGCUGAGACCAGAGGUGGUGGCAAACAAUUGCAAGAUCCAAGAUGGACAGUGGCAUCAGACCCUUUUUAUAUUCCGGACGCAAGACCUCCACCAGCUACCGAUCACCAAUAUCUACAACCUUCCGCCAUCCGAGCCAGGGAAACAGUAUCUCCUCGAAGUUGGGCCUGUGUGUUUCCUCUAAACGGCGGCCUCUGCAGCGCUUCGAACUUUUUGACUUCUUUCAUUUUGGGGGUGCUGCACCUUUGAGCAGGGCUCAUUCCCCCACCGGCCCCUCUACAGGGCAGAGGCCUGGGCCUUCGGAGCUCGGACCACGAGGCUCAUGAAAAUCGUAACAAAGCCUCAGUCCGCCAGAGACUCCUGUUCUCCAGCGUGGGGAGGAAAGAGCAAUGGCCAUGAGAGAGGCGGGAUUCAAUCGAUGGCGCUUUAGGAAGCUGAAAAGGAGGCUGGUCAUCCUGAACUACACCCGAACUUUUUAUUUGUCCCCCUCAGCCAAAGAAAUGUUAGACAAGAUCUUUCAGAGAAAAAACGGAAUAGCCUGCUCAGUCUUCGUGUUACCAAAUGUGGCUUUCCAGGACCGUGACCUUAACAGGCAGGGCUUUGCGGAACUUCUUAACAGGCAGCAGGGCUUUGCAGAAUGAGUUAGGAAGGAGACUCGGAAAGAUGGAUUUGCAAACUGUUUUCAGCUGCUUGUUGUUCUGGAACAGGAAGCAUUUUGAUGUGCAAUAUUAUAGAAAGAGAGAGAGAGAGAAAAUAUAUUUUAUUUAAGGCAAAAAAUAAAAA
Molecule: messenger RNA, 6428 nt
Organism: Gekko japonicus
Lineage: Eukaryota; Metazoa; Chordata; Lepidosauria; Squamata; Gekkonidae
Gene: COL27A1
Product: collagen, type XXVII, alpha 1
Exons: 65
Coding region: 1-5829 (1942 amino acids)
Molecular function (GO): extracellular matrix structural constituent
Source: RefSeq, a predicted model, not a curated record